Nilaparvata lugens (brown planthopper) is the source of this 4235-nucleotide messenger RNA. RefSeq names its product peroxiredoxin-2-like. Gene Ontology annotation, molecular function: thioredoxin peroxidase activity. The record is from RefSeq and is a predicted model, not a curated record. NCBI's taxonomy places the organism in Eukaryota, Metazoa, Arthropoda, Insecta, Hemiptera, Delphacidae. Gene Ontology annotation, biological process: cell redox homeostasis; cellular response to stress; hydrogen peroxide catabolic process. The coding region runs from base 3417 to 4106 and encodes 229 amino acids. Gene Ontology annotation, cellular component: cytosol. The transcript is spliced from 7 exons.
CUUCAUCUUGUGAUUUCGUUGUCGGAAAACUUCGUAUUAGAAAACUUAUUUCUAAAAGACUUAUUAUAGAUUAAGAGCUAGAUUGAUAUUCAACUGAUUUGAACAGUUUUCCGCGAGGUGGGACAAAGUCAGCCCGUGGUAGACAAAGUCACCCCGGUCGAUGCGGGUAUAUGACUGGUAAAGCCAAUAAUGUAGCUCUUAAGUCUUUACUCAUCUUAUCGGGAAAUUUGAAUUUAAUUAUACUCUGUCUCGCAUCAUUAUUGGAAAGGCAAUUAUGACUUACAAAAACUUACAAACUAGGGAGGAAAAAUAUUUUGGAUUUGAAAUUGUAAUAAAAUAUGUUAAAGGGGAAGAAGCAACUGUAAGAUUGAGCAUUCUUUAUGGGAAAAAUUUCCACACGAAGAAAAAUGGGUUGUAUAUCCAGAAAUUUGCACCGCCUAUCUGUUUCUUGGACCUAACGCCAUUGCCCUUUUUUAAGCUUUGCAUAAAAAUGACUCGUGCAACAUUCUGUAAGAAGAAUAGAGUGCAAUUGUGCUUCAAUCUACAUGUGCAAAUGAUAUAUUUAUUCAACGAGGAAUUGUAUGCAAAAUGCAUGAACUUUACUACUACACCUAUUCGAAGAUUCAGGAAUAAGAUUACAAGAGUACCGACAUUAAAAAAAUUGACAGAAAAAGAGGACUGCUAUGCAGAAAAACGUGACAUACUUGUAGAAGAAGGAGUGCCACCUAUUCAAAAAAGUGAACCAAAAGAAUUAGUUAUACCAAUAGGUUGAUGGAUUUUUACAGAAAGUAUUGUAUUGAAUCUAUCUAUACCAGGCCUAAGGAGGUGUUAUGAGCAAUCAGAUUUGUUAUAUUUUUAUCAAUAGAAAACUUUCCUAUGAUAUAUGUAAAUGUAAUAUUAUUUUGUGGCAGUGAGAGAAUAAGAGGAGGAUCAAGAGGAUUCAACAUUCUGUUGUUUAUGUAGAAUAAUUAUGAAUCCAGUGGGAAAUCUAGUAAUAUAGAAAUAAGUUAAAACUGAUUGAUAAUCACUUCUUUUUGUCAAGUACCGUAGAGUAUUCUAUUCAAUAGAGCUCCUUAAUAUGUUGUUUCACUCAAUUACAAAAAAAUGUGGUCUAGUUCAUUUGUGAAUGAUACUAUACAGUAAACAUUACUUAAGCUGGUUUUACACCAAAAGUUUUAACAAAAUUAUAAUAACUUAAUCCUUAUAGAUUCUAUUAGAUUGAACAUAACUUAUCAUACACAUGAUGAACAUAUGUGUUUGUCAAGUUCCGUUCAAUCUAAUAGAAUCUAUAGGGAUUAAGUUAUUAACAUUUUGUUAAUAACUUUGGUGUAAACGCAGCUUAAGAUAUUUCAUUUUCCUAUCAGGGUGAAUAUAGAGCCUAUAUUUAUGAGCUAUAUUUCUUUAGAGUAGGUAGUCUCUAGUUCAAUUUAAUAUGGUCCAAGAUUGUCUAGUUUUCUGAUACUGGAUGAAAUAAGUUAAGCUGCGUUUACACCAAAGUUAUCAAGAAAAUGUUCAUUUUCUGUCCUUAUAUAUUAUAUUAGAUUCAAUGGAACUUGACAAACACAUACAUACAUCAUGUGUAUGCUGAGUUAUAUGUUCAAUCGAUUAGAAUCUAUGAAGGAAAAAUAAACAUUUUGGUGUAAAUGCAACACCAAAGUUAUUAACAAAAUGUUAAUAACUUAAUCCUUAUAGAUUCUAUUAGAUUGAACAUAACUUAUCAUUCACAUGAUGAACAUAUGUGUCUGUCAAUUUCUGUUCAAUCUAAUGAAAAAUAUAAGGAUUGGAUACGCUAUUAAAAUUUUGUUAAUAUCUUUGGUGUAAACGCAGCUUUAGUGAACUUGAAGUUUACAGCUUUUAAAUAGAUUGGAGUUUACUCAAUUCUUAUUUUAUUGAUGAUUUGCAGACUAUAACUUAUGUAAAAUCGUACUCUACUACGUGGAGCAAGUUCCAAGAUUCAUUGUCAACAAAUUUGUAUUUUUUAGUAAUUAGAUUCUUUGUUUGAAAAAUUCAAAGUUUUCAACUUGUUGAUUGAGUGAUCUCUAGCUAAAUUUGUACAAUCUCAUCUUGCGAUUGUUUGGCAGUUUUACAUGAUUUUUAAGUCAGGAAACAAGGACUUCUGAAAAAAUUAACCCAUUGAUCUGGUUUUGAAAGAAAGACACAGACUAUGAAUUAUAUGAUUCAUGGUAAUAAAUUAAAAAAAUAUAAGUUAUGAGGUGUUUCGGUGAUUAACCUGUACUGGACAGUUGGGCCAAAACUUGUGUUGGAUAAGACAUCAGUUUCCUUUUAUAUAAAUCAUGGGUAGCCCUGUAUAAAUUUAUCCUAACAUAACUAAUUCCAAUAUAAGAAGGGAAAAUAUAAUGACUUGAAAGCAUUUUGGCUAACUGAGAAAUAUGUAAUAGGCAACACUUCAAGCAUAUUACAGAGUUCAAACAUGACAAACAAUAAAACCUUAUAAUAAUAAUAAAGAAACACCAUACCAAAAAUCCAGAAUAUUAUUGUUAAUGCAUGAAAAAUCAUACAAUGUGCUCGGGAGGUUAGGUUGAAAGACAUUUUAUAAAUUAGAAAUUACAGAAAAAUUACCAAGAGAAAAACAAGAACUCAUAGCAUAUUUUGCUUUCACUAAGUUAAAAUCUACUACAAAAUUAAUAUAAGUUUCAAGAAGUUGGCAGAAAAAAAACUUUAAAAUAAAUUUAUCAAAGGACAUUGCAGAAAGCACAUUUCGAGAGACCAGCUCAUGGCAGAAGAGAGCAAGUGCAAAAGGAAACCGGAUAUGCAAAACAAUUAGUUUUGCAUUGCCAACUGCACCAAAUAAAACACAUAUUUUAGAGUUUAAUUAAUUUAGGUUAGUUCUAAGUCAUUGCUGUAUAUAAUUUUAAGAUUUGAUUUAUAUUUCUCAAAUGUAUUUUAAUAAUUUAUUAAACCAAAAUGGAUCUUUUCCAAAUAACUAAUGAAUGGAUAUCGAAUAUCGAUGUUUGAAGAAAAGAUCGAUGUUCGAUUAAAAUCGAUCUACAUUAACAGCGCCCAAUUUGAAAUUCAAAGUGUCAAAGUAUUGUAAUAUUACAGUUAACACUUCUAUUCGCCGUGGUGUAAUAAAAAUCUAUCAACAUUACCAGGUGUUUUGAAUUUUUAUUAACGAAAAUCCAAAUUAUAUGCUGAAAAUGUGUAAAUUUAUGUUAUGCUUUUGAAUUUUGCAAUUCUAAUAAAAUUAGGAUUCAUAGCUCAGCUGACUGCAAAAAACAACCAAUCGUUUUCAACUCUAUAAACACCGACUUCCCAACUUUUACAAUCAUCAAUUUUGCCUACAGUUUUAAAAAAUCUCAUAAAUAAUCCAAACCAUCAACGCUUCCAGGAAUAUUAAGAACUGAAACAGAUUUGUAUACCAGUACUACAACUUAGAUAAAGCGAUCGUUGCGAUUAUGUUGAUACCGGACAUUCACAAGCCAGCCCCUCCCUUCUCUGGGCCAGCAGUGGUUGAUGGACAGUUCAAAGAGGUUUCAUUGUCCAUGUUCCAAUCAAAGUACUUGGUGCUGCUAUUUUAUCCUCUGGACUUCACAUUUGUCUGUCCUACCGAGCUCUUCGCCUAUUCAGAUCGACUGAAUGAGUUCAGAGAGUGUGAGUGUGAGGUAGUAGCAGUUUCGACAGACAGUGAAUACUGCCACCUGGCCUGGGCCAAUGUACCCAAGGAGGAGGGAGGCUUGGCUGGCGUGAAGGUGCCUCUCCUCUCCGACAAGUCCACCAAGAUAUCGCGGGCUUACGGGGUUUUGGACGAGGAGACUGGAACUGCUUUCCGUGGUCUGUUCAUCAUUGAUGACCGAGGUCUUGUACGACAGGUGACUAUCAACGACUUACAAGUUGGCCGUUCGGUUGACGAGACCCUCCGGCUGGUGCAGGCGUUCCGACACGUGGACAAGUACGGCGAGGUGUGUCCGGCCGGAUGGCGUCCCGGCGCCCCCGCCAUCCCCAUAGACGAGCAGCGACGCUCGUCCGCCAAGAGCACGGAGGACGGCGUCGGCGAGGGCAUUGACGGAUCACUGCGACCUUCGUCAAGGUCGUCCAACAGUCAGCGGUCGUCUUCCAGAGCUUCACAGCUGUCUGGUGCUUCGUAGGUCAGCUGAUGAAGUUUCUGGAGUGAACUUGUUGCUGUUGUUGUAUAGAAUCAUUGAAUGCAUUCCUAUGACCAUUAGAAAUGGAACAUUCAUGGAAAAAUUCAAUAAACAUAUUCUGGUGUUCUUUGA